GCAACCACGGCGCAGUCCUCGGAUGAGCCGGAGAGGACCCAUGGGGCACCAGCCGCGCGACGCGGGGCGCUCCAUAAAUUGACGCGCCUUUCCUCUACGUCCCCGCUCCUCCCCAAGCAAGAUGAAGACCGCCGCGCUCCUCGCCCUUGCUGCGGGACUCGCCCGCGCCGCCCCAACGUCGCCAUAUACCAUCACGGUUGGCGCUGUCAGCUCGAACUGGAAGACGCCCGAUGACACCCCCGCCGCCUCGUACAUCGACAAGGAUGGGUCGUAUUACUUCCAACAAGCGCACGCCUUAUACGGGGCGACGCAGGAGCGCAAGUGGAACUUUUACGCAGGCACACACAUUGACGAUGCCACGAAGUCGCCGCUGAGCAACUCUGUCAAUCCCGCCGAUGCACGCGAUUCGAACGCCGACACGACGUGGCGGUGCAACAACUCACCAACAGGCAAGAAGUCGACGCCCGCCGUGGGCAGCGCGUCCUACGCGCAGGCCAACUACUGCGACCUUACUGCGAUGUGGGUCGAUCCCGAUACUGGCGACUGGUACGGUUUGGUGCAUAACGAGUUUACGCCGCAGCCGUUCGCAGACGGGCUGCACUACGAUGCUAUCGACUACGCGGUCAGCACGGACCAGGGCAAGACAUGGAACAUCAAGGCACAGGUUAUAACGUCGCCUUACUCGACGCUGCGCAAUGACACGGCCGCCUUCCCGCAACAAACAUACCACUACGGCGUGGGUGACCCACGUAUCCUUGCCGACCCCGCAAGCGGAUACUUCUAUGUGUGGUAUGGCAGCCGCAUUGUCAACAAGGGCGGGAGCUGGGUCGCGUUCCACGAGCACGUGGCGCGCGCGCCCAUGUGGGGCAAGAUGGCGCCUGGUACAUGGCGCAAAUACUACGCUGGGACGUGGACCGAGCCGGGCCUCGGCGGCCGGGAAAGCAACCUCGUCCCGGUCACCAGCCUGACCGAGACGGGCUACACGCCUCCCGAGAAGGAGUACAAGCCCAUCACUCCUGGCCGUGCCGCUGACCAGGUCGCAGCCGGCACGUGUCCGCCCACAUCGCCACUCUUCGUCAUGGACGUGUCCUACUCGGCCCACCUCGGCGUGUACAUCGGCGAGCCGCAGGCCGUUGACCAGAGCGGCAACGCGCCCCAAGAGAUCUACUACACGACCGACCUGGCCACGCAGAAGUGGCGCCUCCUCGGCAACACGGGGUCGUACAAGACUGCGUCGUGGUACCGCUGGUUCCUGGACCCUGUGAGCCGGACGCAAGGAUCGAUUGUGGGCCGCGACCUGCGUGCUUACUGCUCGUUCGGGUGCUCGAACGGGGCGAGUGCCGAAUACGUUAACCUCUCAAUCAACGGCCCGGCCUUCUCCGUCAUCGCAACCGGCAGCUACAGCAUCGCGGGCUUGGGCCCCUUCCGCAUCGAACCCACGGGCGACGGGGCGUACACUCUGACUGGGAGCGGAGGAGUGCUGGGGGUCGACGCGAGCACAAAGGCCACCCGUGCAUGGGGCACCAAGCCGGGCUGGGGGACGGACAAGAGCGUCGGCCGCCAAUGGUGGAUUAUCAAGCUACCUGGUGUGAACAGGUUCCGCCUCAUCAACCGGUACUCAGGCCUCGCGCUCGCCGUGCGCGCCGGCCAGUUUGAGACCACUCCCGUGCGCAUGUGGAACGAUACGACCGGUUCGCCGGUCGGCGGCGGCCGGACUGCCCAGGAGCAGGACCACGUCCUCACGGCGGCGUGAGCUUUGUAGAAGUCAAGAGAAGCCUUGAUAUAGAAUGAACUUGAAGUGCCUUUCAGU
Molecule: messenger RNA, 1810 nt
Organism: Cutaneotrichosporon oleaginosum
Lineage: Eukaryota; Fungi; Basidiomycota; Tremellomycetes; Trichosporonales; Trichosporonaceae
Source: RefSeq, a predicted model, not a curated record